This is a messenger RNA of Pseudophryne corroboree (corroboree frog), 1549 nucleotides long. It is a transcript of the gene GORAB, whose product is annotated as golgin, RAB6 interacting. Gene Ontology annotation, biological process: non-motile cilium assembly. The record is from RefSeq and is a predicted model, not a curated record. Lineage: Eukaryota; Metazoa; Chordata; Amphibia; Anura; Myobatrachidae. The transcript has 5 exons. Bases 111 to 1184 code for a protein of 357 amino acids.
AGGGGGCUUUGACGUGGCAGAGGUGUGUGAGGCGGAAGUAGCUCUCUGUAUACGAGACAAGACAAAUCCAUCCUUUCUGCCUCUCAGAGGUAGAAGCAUUAGUAGUAUAAAUGGCCGGCUGGGCUGGCUUUUCUGAACAUGAGCUUAGGCGGAUUAAGUUGCAGCGAGAAGUACCUCUGGGGCAAACAGAUUGUCCAUCUGAUGCAUUUUUAAGCCGGCAACAGCCUCCAGGAAAGAAAGGUCUGCAGGUACACACUCAGAAGUUGGGUAAGCAGGAUAAAGCGGUUUCUGCACGACCAGGUGAAUCAAAGUGCAUACCAAAGGUUAAUCCACCGCAAAUAGCAAUGCACAAUUCAGCCAAAGUAAAAAAACAUGUUGAAGAAAAACCUGAAGCAUCAGUAACCGAGAACACAGACAAAAAAUCGGAGCCACCCAGUUUGAAUACAAAAUCUGCUGAACAGCAAACUUCAACAAAGGAAAUGGAACUGAAAGACCAAUCUAAUUUGGGUCAACUUCAACUCGAGCAACGCUUAAUAGAAGAAAAAAAUAAGCGCAAGAAAGCUCUCUUAGCAAAAGCCAUUGCUGAAAGAUCAAAAAAGACCCAAGCAGAAGCUGUGAAACUCAAGAGAAUUCAGAAACGGCUUCAAGCCUUGGAUGACUUAGUGUCCACAGACGUAAGCAUUUUACGGAAUCGAAUUGAGCAGGCAUGCAUUGAGUUUUCUCAAGCCAAGAAAAGAUAUGACCGAGCUGAAUCUGAAUAUGUUGCCGCAAAGUUGGACUUGCACAAGAAAACACUGACCAAGGAACAACUAACAGAACACUUGUGCACUAUCAUACAGCAGAACGAGCUACGUAAAGCUAAGCAUCUUGAGGAACUUAUGCAGGAGCUGGAUGUGGAGACUGAUGAAGAGAGACUGGAAUUGGAGAUUGAAGUAGAGCACAUGUUGCAGCUUCAAGAAUCAGAAGCAAAGAAGCAAUUAUUGGCAAGUGCAGCAGAAAAAGACCAACAGCCUUCGAAAAUGCAAGAAGCUACUCCAUCUCUUACAGAAAAUGAGCCAACUGCAGACAGCAAAGCUGUGAUACAAUCUGCACAGAAGCUUGAAGCUAAAAAUGGCCAAGACAAAAUCACUCCUCAAGAGACAAAUCCUUUUCCUAUAGAACAAGAAGUAAAAAAUGCUUCUUGAAUCUCCACUGAAUGACAAUUCAUGUUUUAAAAGCAUUGUGUAUACUAUUUGUUGGAAACACUCUUUACAACUUGGACAUUUUUUAACAUCUGUAGACUAUCCACAAAUCACUAUGCAAAGUUAUGGGCAUGGACUUGAGAAGACAGUGUUGUUGUUUUUUUUUUUUUUUUUUUUUUUUAAUGCAGACUUAAAUCUGAAUUUUUAAAUAAUGCCUUACUUACAAAAAGCAUGAACUUUGUGAAAACUGGGAAAAUGUUUAGGAUUUAGUAUUUGUCUAACACAAAGUAUGCAUUUUUCUGAUUUUUCUGAUUUUUAUUUUUUGCAAUUUAUUUAGCACUGAAAAUUAAAUUAUGCUUUGGUUUCCA